Molecule: messenger RNA, 801 nt
Organism: Gloeophyllum trabeum ATCC 11539
Lineage: Eukaryota; Fungi; Basidiomycota; Agaricomycetes; Gloeophyllales; Gloeophyllaceae
Exons: 4
Coding region: 107-592 (161 amino acids)
Source: RefSeq, a predicted model, not a curated record
GAUUGGUGGCCCAGGAGUCCACCGUUUCAAGCCGGAGUCCGAUUGGAGACCAUCAUGGAAUUUCUUCCAGUUGAUCGCCUUUAGAGGAGCCACGUCGACAACGAUCAUGAUCAAACCCGACUGGGAUGAUGAGCAGCUAUUACGCGAGCUUUAUAGGACGUACAAUAAAUUGCGGUCUUGGAGGCGAUUAUUCUCCCUGAAAACGUUUAGCUCUAUGGUUCACGUUUGGGCGGAUGUAAACUACAUAUACCCACAGUUCUCAAGAUCUUCCCCGGAAAAUGCGUCUUCUUCAUUUAAGUCCAUGCGAAUUCGUUACUAUUUCCGACAUCCCAAGGCACAGAGCGGCAAGACAGAGUUCAUGCAGUAUUUGACCAGGGACCGGCGGUUUGGAGUUAUGUACCUAGAAAGGUGGGAUCCAUAUAGGAUCACCUUUUUGAUUUCAGGUCCUGUUAUGGCGACCCUGGUGUUCUCAAUUCUGUGGGCGUACUUCAUGAAUAACAUCUCCGACGCCUUCACGAUCGGCAGUUAUAUGGUCACGGCUUACUCGACAUUCCUAGUGCUCAUCGGAAUCUUGAACUGGGUUGAGUUCUGAAGGACUUAGAGUGACGGUGUCCACGUGCACCGCUGUUCCUGGAGCUUGACGAAAAUUGAAGGUUGUAUGUCGGUUGCUAUCCCAGAGGUUUCGAGCGAUCAAUUGCUGUCUGGCCCGACCAUGGAGAAUCGUCCAUGUGAUCUGACGAUAGCCCCCAUGUAGAAUACGUGAUUUGGUUACGACAUGCGAAUGGAUUGUGGUUGACAUCA